Molecule: messenger RNA, 393 nt
Organism: Camellia sinensis
Lineage: Eukaryota; Viridiplantae; Streptophyta; Magnoliopsida; Ericales; Theaceae
Source: RefSeq, a predicted model, not a curated record
CCCCAAAAGAAGAAGAAUAUGUUGUUGGGGAAGAGACCUCGUCCUCCGAUCAAGAGGACUACCAGCAUGACUGAAUUCACCUUGGAUCUAUCCAUUGGCGACGCCCCUCCUCAGCCUCCCGCCGCCGGCUUCGAUCAACGGUACUUGGGUUCCGCCACCGCCGUCUCACCACGAAACCACCGCCGGAAUUUGGCUGAUUUCGUGGAGACCCCUCACUUCUUGAGGUCUUGCUUCCUCUGCAAGCGCCGUUUGGUCCCCGGUCGCGACAUCUUCAUGUACAAAGGAGAUAGUGCUUUUUGCAGUCUAGAGUGUAGACAACAGCAGAUGAAUCAAGACGAGAGAAAAGAGAAGAAGUGCUCCUUGACUGCAUCCAAGAAAGAACCUCUUGUUUGA